Molecule: messenger RNA, 3183 nt
Organism: Gadus macrocephalus (Pacific cod)
Lineage: Eukaryota; Metazoa; Chordata; Actinopteri; Gadiformes; Gadidae
Gene: lnx1
Product: ligand of numb-protein X 1
Exons: 8
Coding region: 297-2153 (618 amino acids)
Biological process (GO): ubiquitin-dependent protein catabolic process
Cellular component (GO): cytoplasm
Molecular function (GO): ubiquitin-protein transferase activity; protein binding
Source: RefSeq, a predicted model, not a curated record
UUUUUUUUUUCGUUUUAAAGGAGUGGCUUAACUUUCCACUCUGGCUCUCCCUGUUUGCCUUUUAGCCACUGCUGCUCAGCCUGUCCUGGUAUUGUACCUGUCCAGGUAGAAGUUCACAGAAACUCCCCCCAGAAAGAAAGACAUUUGCUCAUGAAGUCUCUUCCUCAAGAGGACCUCUGUUGCUAGGGUCGUCUUUGGUUGCUAGGGCCCCAUGAGCCCUCCCAAGCCAUCCGACACACAUGUGCUUCAGUAGUUGAAGAAGUUGUCCCCAUCAACCCUUAACCCCCGAGGUUGCCAUGGCGAUGGCGGCCGAAGCAUCCGCCCCGCCCAUCUCCCCGUCGGACGAGCUCAUGAUGGAGGCGGCCGCUCCUCCUUCGCAGCCUCCGCCUCAGGCUUCCUCUUGUCUUCCCCCUGCCGCUCCCAGCGUCCCGCCUGCUCUCCCCUUUCCCUCCCUUCCCGACGACCUGUGCGGCGCCUGCGGCCAGCGCCACCUCCAGGAGGAGAACCACGAGUACAUGUACAAGGAGGAGGUGGACGACGACCUCAUGUGCAACAUCUGCCUUCAGCCGCUGAUCCGGCCCCUGGACACGCCCUGCGGACACACCUACUGCCAGGAGUGUCUGACCAGCUUCCUGCUGGAGAGCGACUUCUGCCCUGUGUGCCGCGCCGCCCUCAUGCUGCAAAGCUGCCGCAAGCCCAGCCUGCUAGUGCACAAGCUGCUGGACAAGCUGACCGUGGCCUGCCCCUUCACCGAGCACUGCAGCCACACCAUGGCCCGCGGAGAACUCCACGACCACAUCAAGAGCAGGUGGGUGCGUUUACCUUGUCUUUCAGUCGGGUGUGUCCUGCCUGUGCUGUUGACGGACCAGGUGAACGGCAUCGACAUCAGCAACGUGGCCCACUGCUUCGCCCUGGCCACCCUCAAGCAGCCCUGCACCCUGCUGCGGCUCACCGUGCUGCGCGAGCAACGCCACCGCUACCGCGCGCACUCCCACGGCCACGCCCACGACGCGGCCGGGGGCGGGGCCUACCCCGCGCCUCACAACCACCACUCGGCGUCCUCGCCGCCGGGGCGGGACGACAGCGUGCACGUGGUGCUGAGCAAGAACGCCCCCGACGAGCAGCUGGGCAUCAAGCUGGUGCGGCGCCCGGAGGAGCACGGCGUCUUCGUCUUCCACCUGCUGGAGGGCGGGCUGGCGGCGCGCGACGGCCAGCUGUGCGUGGGCGACCGCGUGCUCGCCAUCAACGGGCACGACCUGCGCUACGGGGCGCCGGAGCACGCCGCCCUGCUCAUACAGGCCAGCGAGGAGCUCGUCCACUUCAUCGUGUCCCGUCAGAUCUGCCUCCCCACCCCGGAUAUCCUGCAGGAGGCCCCCUGGGGGAUGGAGGGCCCCCCACCCUACUCCCCCGUAGACCUGGAGCCCUCAAUACUGGACUCGUGCCAGAAGCCUGCGUGCUACGAGAAGACUGUGACACUUACCAAGGAGCCCUACGACUCGCUGGGCAUGACGGUGGCGGGCGGGAUGUCCAGCCGGGGCUGGGACCUCCCCAUCUACGUCACCAACGUGGACCAGGACGGGGUGGUGGGACAGGAGGGGUCCAUCCGCAAAGGUGACAUCCUGUUGAACGUGAACGGCCUGGACCUGACGGGGGUGACCCGCAGCGAGGCGGUGGCAAACCUGAAGAACACCACGUCCCCCGUGGUGCUGAAGGUGUUGGAGAUGCGGCCCCCCGAGGACUGCCAGCCGGAGUGCACCCUGCCCCCCUGCCUGGCCCCCUCGCCCACCGACAGCAGCAAGAGCCCCCUGCCUAGUGACGACCACUCCCCGCUCUGGGUGUCAUGGCUGCAGCUGCCCAGGCACCUGCACUGCUGUAAGGACAUCAUCCUGCGCCGCAGCACCUCCGGCAGCCUGGGCUUCAGCAUCGUGGGGGGUCUGGAGGAGGUCAACUGCAACCAGUCCUUCUUCAUCCGCUCCAUCGUCGAGGGCACGCCGGCCUAUAACGACGGCAGGAUCCGGUGUGGAGACAUCCUGCUGGAGGUGAACGGGAAGAGCACGUGGGGCAUGACGCACACUGCCCUGGUGCGUCUCCUUAAGGAGCUGAGGGGGAAGAUCACCCUGACCAUCGUCUCCUGGCCCGGCAGCCUGCUGUAGCGGACCCUCCAGCCCCCAUCCCCGACCCCCUUUACCCCCUUUACCCCCGGAACGUGGAGGGGCGGAGUUUAAAGACUGACCACUUGAGUGGGAGGGGCCUAGAAACAAAUUGACAAGCACGGACUCCUGAUGACGGACAGGCCAUGAUUUGCCUCAGAGUGGAGCUUAAAAGGGAGGCGGGGCCUAUUGUGGAACUCUGAGCAGGGGAGGAGCCAGUUGGGAAAGGAAAAAACGACUGGAAGCCUGUUACCCUAGUUAGAUUGGCCCUAUUUCCCAGGAUGCAAUGGGGAAAUAGGUGUGAGGCGCUGGUUGGGCCCUAUCCACGAGGAUGACUGGACGAGCUGGAGGAGGGGAUCGCUGUUUCCCCAGACAUGGAAACCCAAUGACUCAGGUGGAGGUUUUGGUCUGGGGGACACAAAAGUUGCCAAUUUCAGUAGUUCCUGCGUUUAGGGUAUGCGUUAUGUUCUGCUCACAUUUCCUUAACUGUAAAAUGUUGGGUGUCAAAACAAAAAAAAUUAUAUAUAUAUAUAUAUAUUCGGAUCCAAGCGCUUGUAAGAUGUUAUUUUUUUCUCGUUUGUUCGUCGGUUGGUUUGUUGCUUUGGCCUUUUUAAUGCGGGGCUGUUAUGUCGGCACGGACAGUGGUUGUUACGUUUUGUCGGGCUGAGAAACACAUUGCCAAGUAGUUUGUCUGUGUUGAGAUGUCGCUUCAUCGUCACACCACUGGCAAAGUAAAAACUAAAAAGAAAUAUAGGAGAAAAAAAACGAUAGAGUAUUAGUGUGUUCAUAAUCUGUAAAAAAAAAAAGAAAAAAAUAUAAGAAAUACAAUAUUUAAGGUGACAUCUUGGAGGCCUUACUAAUUUUCCUACUUUUGAGAAGAAAACUAAACUGACUUGGUUCUUGUGUGUGUGUGUGUUUUCUUGGAUGUGUUUGGUGCACAUCUGCCACAGCCAUCUGUUCCACCGCAGCCUGUGUAGAUUAUCUGAUGGUACUUUGGGUAAAAUAAUCAAUAAAGUCGUUUGAAAAUGAAGAA